Molecule: messenger RNA, 779 nt
Organism: Cydia strobilella
Lineage: Eukaryota; Metazoa; Arthropoda; Insecta; Lepidoptera; Tortricidae
Product: pupal cuticle protein 20-like
Exons: 4
Coding region: 233-724 (163 amino acids)
Cellular component (GO): chitin-based extracellular matrix
Molecular function (GO): structural constituent of chitin-based larval cuticle
Source: RefSeq, a predicted model, not a curated record
CUAAUCGUACAAUUCGUGAACACCUUAUCAUAGCAGAACAAUCGGCAUAACAGCCAGCGGGGGGCAUAGGCGGCGCUGUUCACAUCUCAGAAGUGCAAGGUGACUCUUUCGAAAACACUGGGAACAUCCAUAUAAAAACUUGCACAGCUUCGGAAUCAUCAUUCUAUCAUCACAUUUCUAACUGAUAUCACAUUCUGAGAUUUAUUAGGAAACUAUUUAAUACUCUGCAAAAAUGUGCUCUCUAAAGAUAGCAGUAACUCUCGCUGUCUUAGCCGUGGCUUCGGCCGAGCACUUCCGGUCCCAGCAGUUCGGAGGCUUCAACGGAGGCUUCAAUAACGGUGGCUACAGCGGAGACUUCAACCGCGGCGCGCACAUACCCAUCCUCAGCUACGAGAAUGUGAACAACGGAGACGGAAACUACAGAUACAGCUAUGAGACCGGCAACGGCAUCAGGGCCCAUGAGAACGGAUCCCCCCGCGCCCAGGGGCCCGAGGGCCCCGCGGUGACGGCGGAUGGCGCGUUCUCCUACACCGCCCCCGACGGCCAGCAGGUGUCGCUGACCUACACGGCCGACGAGAACGGCUUCCACCCCGUGGGCUCCCAUCUACCCACCCCGCCGCCCAUCCCGGAGGCCAUCCUAAAAUCCCUGCAGUUCAACAGGCAGAAUCCUUCAUCGGAGGGAUCCUACAACAGUGGAAGUUAUAACAAUGGUUAUCACUACUAAAUUAAUAUCUACGAUGUUUGAUUAUUUAUAUUCACAAACAAGUGGCUACAAUGCU